Molecule: messenger RNA, 597 nt
Organism: Microthlaspi erraticum
Lineage: Eukaryota; Viridiplantae; Streptophyta; Magnoliopsida; Brassicales; Brassicaceae
Source: the annotation of a GenBank genome assembly
AUGGCGGAGAAGCUCGAGGCCGUGAAGGUGUUGUACUGCGGAGUUUGUUCACUUCCCGCGGAAUACUGCGAAUUCGGUUCCGAUUUCGGGAGAUGCAAGCCUUGGCUCAUUGAUAACGCCCCGGAUCUCUAUCCUGAUCUCCUCAAAGAAGCUAAUGAGAAGGGGGCAGACAAGGUUUCCGACCAACUCCAGUCGGUGGGAAUCGCUUCUGGUGCUGCUGAUGGGGCUGUCUCUUCAUCUCAGGCUGGAGGGACAUCCAAGAAGGAGGAAGUGAAACGCCUACCUGGUGGAAAACUUAAAAAGAAAGAUAGACAAGAAGUUAUCAUUGAAAAGGUUGUGCGCAACAAGCGCAAGUGUAUCACCAUCGUGAAAGGACUUGAACUGUUUGGGAUAAAACUCAGCGACGCGUCUAAAAAGCUUGGGAAGAAGUUUGCCACUGGAGCAUCGGUUGUCAAGGGACCAACUGAAAAGGAGCAAAUUGAUAUUCAAGGAGAUAUAUUCUAUGACAUCGUUGAAUUCAUUACAGCCACUUGGCCCGACGUACCUAAAAGAUCCAUUUUCUUCAUUGAAGAUGGGAAGAAGGUUCAGGCUGGUUGA